GCUUGGGCUUUCAUCAAUAAUUGAUUUGUCUUUUGAAUUUGAUAGAGGAAUGCAUGCUUGGUUUGGUCAAGAUUGGGAAAAUUUAAAACAAAAUGUUUCAAAUCAUAUAAAUUUAAAAAUAAAAAAACUUGAGGGUGAGAUUUUAUCUGAUAUCAUUAAAAUAGAAGUAAAAAAAAAUCCUCAUACUUUUGUUGAUAAAGAGGGAGGAAAUAAGCAAUUAACAGAACUGGAGUAUAUCAUGAAGAUGACAAAUCCCAUUUUAGAUUUGAAAUGGGGUGAAACAGUUUCCAAAGCUACCACAAAUCAUAAAAUUGAUUUAAGAAUAUUAACUGUUGAUGGCAUAGA
Molecule: messenger RNA, 345 nt
Organism: Entrophospora candida
Lineage: Eukaryota; Fungi; Glomeromycota; Glomeromycetes; Entrophosporales; Entrophosporaceae
Source: the annotation of a GenBank genome assembly